UCCUCAGUCCGCCCGGCAGCCGCGCUUUCCCGCUCGAGCAGCCGCUACUAGUGUCACCGCUGCCUCCGCCUCGGUCGCGCACCCGUCGAGUCUCAAGAUGACCAACAUCGUGCUGUUCAGCGGCAGCUCGCACCAGGACCUGUCCCAGCGUGUGGCCGACCGGCUCGGCCUGGAGCUGGGCAAGGUGAUCACCAAGAAGUUCAGCAACCAGGAGACCAGCGUGGAGAUUGGUGAGAGCGUGCGAGGGGAAGAUGUCUACAUCAUCCAGAGCGGCUGCGGCGAGAUCAACGACAACCUGAUGGAGCUGCUGAUCAUGAUCAACGCCUGCAAGAUCGCGUCGUCCUCCAGGGUGACCGCCGUGAUCCCGUGUUUCCCGUACGCACGCCAGGAUAAGAAGGACAAGAGUCGUGCUCCGAUUUCUGCAAAACUCGUGGCCAAUAUGCUCUCGGUCGCCGGGGCAGAUCACAUCAUCACCAUGGACCUGCAUGCCUCUCAGAUCCAGGGCUUCUUUGACAUCCCUGUGGAUAAUUUGUACGCGGAGCCCGCGGUCCUGCAGUGGAUUCGCGAGAACAUCACCGAUUGGAGGAACUGUAUCAUCGUUUCCCCGGACGCGGGUGGAGCCAAAAGGGUCACGUCCAUCGCGGACAGGUUGAAUGUGGACUUCGCGCUGAUUCACAAAGAGAGGAAGAAGGCGAACGAGGUGGACGGGAUGGUCCUGGUGGGCGAUGUGAAGGACCGCGUGGCCAUCCUCGUGGAUGACAUGGCUGACACUUGUGGCACAAUCUGCCAUGCUGCGGACAAGCUGGUCUUGGCCGGAGCUACCAAAGUUUAUGCCAUCCUUACCCAUGGGAUCUUCUCUGGACCAGCUAUUUCCAGAAUAAACAGCGCCUCCUUUGAGGCUGUUGUUGUCACAAACACAAUUCCGCAGGAGGACAAAAUGAUUCAUUGCCCCAAGAUCCAGGUCAUCGACAUCUCGAUGAUCUUGGCCGAGGCGAUCCGCCGGACCCACAACGGUGAAUCUGUGUCUUACCUGUUCAGCCACGUCCCGCUGUAGAUCCGGGACGGGAGCGCAGAGCAAGCCUGCCAGUUUCUGACGAGUGUGUUUUCAUCCGAUUUGUUAGCUUUAGGGCUCAGCAGUUAGACCACCAAACCAGAUCUUUGUAUCCACCGAGACCCGUUGUGUCCCCCUUCUAUAGCUCAAGACCAUUUACUUCCGGUUUGCGGGGAGAGCAGUGGUUAUUUGAUCUGUGAACUAUCAUAAAUCAAAAGCAUUUUUGUCAUCUUGACUUGCUCUGAUAGGUGACUUUUUCCUUUGCCCUGUUUUGAGGCCGCAACUUCCACAUGUGUAAUUGCAUAGUGGAAAUUCAUAAUUUAUAUAUUUCAGGGUUGCCCAAGGUGACUUUAGGAUAAAGACUUCUAUGUAUAUAUCAAAUCAUAAUGCCUGUGGACAUUUGAGUAAAACCCUGUAUAAAAUGAGCCCUUCUAAGAAAACCUUAGAAAAUAUAUAAUACCUUGAAUUUUUUUUUUUAGUAGCCAGGUUUCAAAUAAACCAUUUUAGUUAUUGUAUUUGAUUUGGACCAAAUUUUUUGUACUUGAGGAUGGCCACUGAUACAUUUCUGAGUAAAUAUUAGACGUAUCAGAGGCCAUUUAGCUCCAAAUUGUUUUUAUUACCACUUCUGAAACACGUUUUAUAACGCUCACCUGCAUGAAAUGUCGUGUUCUCAAAUUCCAAAAUGAGUUCGAUGAUAGAUCUGCUUUGGAACCCGUUUUUGAGAUAGUCUCUGCACUGUCACGUUCUUGCCCGCCUCUGUCCGCCCCAGACGGACUGUUCUUUGGGUGCCAUUUGUCCCGUCAUCUCAUUUAGGUCACGUUUCCAGCUGUAGCUUUGACUUAGCCUUUUUCCAAUAAUUUCAUGUUGUUGAUUUCCACCUAAACAAAAACUCCUAAGUCCCCUCAGAUUGAUGAAUCUGAUCAUAAUUUGGCCUUUCACAUAAAUAAAAAGGUGUAUUUUUUUUGUACUUUAUACUUAAUGCAUAUUUACGUUUCAUUAGUUUUGACUUUUCGUGUUCAUCGGUUUUUUGUAAUGAGAAGUAGCGAGUCUAGGCAACUGAUUAUUGGAACCAAAGCCACUACAUGAAAAAUGUGGGUAAGAAAGGCCUACAAGAAAAGUACAAAUAAGUAAACAUUAGUUCCUCCAUUAAAAUAAUAUUCAAAUAGGGGCCCAAGAGUGAUUGUGGAGGGAAAGAUUGCUUCCUCCCUGAGGUGGCCCUUGAUAACCCCCUCCUGUGUCAGGUGCCUGCCUGAUGCCCUCCCUCCUUGUGAGCUUUAUUAUGUGCACAUUGGUGCGCACCCAACUGAAUACUUUGUCACCAGAAGAAGACAAUUUGCCUGCAUAGAAUAAUAAACAACAGUCUCUCUCUCCUGCUAAAUCUUAAAACUUUAAGAGAAUAAAUCCUUUGAAAUCUGCAGGUGGAAAAGGAAAAUCUACUGAAGUUAUUAACAAGUUUGUUAGAAACCCUCACAAAUAGGUCGUUAAGGUUUCCAACUUCCCUACAGCAGAGGUGGAAUUGAAGUUAAAAAGUGUCAUUUUUGUCACCGCAGAAACGAGCAUUUUGAGGUACGGUUUUUGAGAUGAAAUGGUGUAGCCUGGUACAGCCAGCUAUGCAAUACAGAGCGACAAUGUCUAGAAAGAGUUGACUUGAGAUAUGGAAAGAGUUUAUUUAGAUGCUAUGUAAUCUUAAUUUUUGGAUAAACGAGUGAUAUCUGUAUUUCUUGGAAUUUCUAUGCAUAGAGAAAUGCAAAUGUAGUUAUGAAUAUGCAUAAGUAGACAGCUUAGCAUAUAAGUGUGAGCCUGUUGACAUGACAUGACUAAACCCAGUUGCUUUCAAGGUCAUCGUUUCCUCUAACAUUUAUAAUUGGUAGUAGAAUAGGGAGUUGAUUUUCAAAGAAGAUCUGAAGGGGGGAAAAUGAUACAAAAUCUAUUGUAAUCCUCUGAAGUAAGACCUGAUUGUUUCUUACAUGAUUUAGUACCAAGUGUGUUUUGGAAAGUACUUCUAAUACAUGAGCUAACUGGUUAGACCAGACUCAGCCGUACAGAGUGGCAGUGUGGGCCCGAGCUAUUUGGUUUCCGUUCAGCAAAGAUGAGGAAAGUGACCUCCGAGCAGCUUCCUCCCACGACUCCCAGAACUCGUGCUCUUCCCACUGCCGGUGUGGAAGCAUGUCCAUGAAACCACCAAACAUGUUGGUCCUGUCAGCUCUGCCAGAUGGAGGCUGACUUGCUGUGUAUCUAGCCAAAAAGGGGAGCCAGAGAAAUGGGAACAUAACCAAAAUCGCUCAGCCUCCAACUUACAUUAACCAACUUACAGAUAUUCCUAGGGUAACUGUGUUUUGUUAGAUGUUAACUAGAUUCAGGAAUAUAUCAUUUGCAGUGCUUGUAUUGGUUUACUGUAACAUUUUCAGAUCUUUCAACACUGUACUAAAACAUUUCAAUAAAGUCCUACUUCUUUCAUAGCGUGCA
Messenger RNA from Phyllostomus hastatus (greater spear-nosed bat), 3517 nucleotides. RefSeq names its product phosphoribosyl pyrophosphate synthetase 2 (gene PRPS2). Gene Ontology annotation, molecular function: magnesium ion binding; ribose phosphate diphosphokinase activity. Gene Ontology annotation, biological process: 5-phosphoribose 1-diphosphate biosynthetic process; purine nucleotide biosynthetic process; ribonucleoside monophosphate biosynthetic process. The transcript is spliced from 7 exons. NCBI's taxonomy places the organism in Eukaryota, Metazoa, Chordata, Mammalia, Chiroptera, Phyllostomidae. Bases 98 to 1054 code for a protein of 318 amino acids. Gene Ontology annotation, cellular component: cytoplasm; ribose phosphate diphosphokinase complex. The record is from RefSeq and is a predicted model, not a curated record.